Penicillium daleae is the source of this 867-nucleotide messenger RNA. Its product is annotated as enoyl-CoA hydratase/isomerase family protein. The transcript is spliced from 2 exons. The coding region runs from base 1 to 867 and encodes 288 amino acids. Gene Ontology annotation, molecular function: enoyl-CoA hydratase activity. NCBI's taxonomy places the organism in Eukaryota, Fungi, Ascomycota, Eurotiomycetes, Eurotiales, Aspergillaceae. Gene Ontology annotation, biological process: fatty acid beta-oxidation. Gene Ontology annotation, cellular component: mitochondrion. The record is from RefSeq and is a predicted model, not a curated record.
AUGCCGGAUUUAGCCCUCCCCCCCCCUACCACUCAAUAUGCGCUGCUGUCCUUCCCAGCUCCGCACAUCCUCCUAGUCACUCUCAACCGCCCACGCGAUCUCAACUGCAUCAACUCACAGGGCAAUGCAGAACUCCAUGAAGUCUGGGAGUGGAUGGAUAACGAGCCCAGCCUGCGAGUCGGUAUCCUGACCGGCAAGGGGAGAGCCUUUUGCGCGGGGGCGGAUUUGAAAGAAUGGAACAACCGCACCCAAUCAUCCACCUCCAAAUCUCCCAUGCCAAUCUCUGGCUUUGGCGGUCUAUCCCGGCGGAAGGGACGUAAGCCCGUCCUCUGCGCCGUCAACGGGCUCGCUUUCGGCGGUGGCGCUGAAAUGAUUAUCAACUCUGACAUCGUCAUCGCCUCCUCGCGCACCGCACUGGGUCUCCCUGAGGUGAAGCGCGGCGUUGUCGCGCUAGCAGGUGCCUUGCCCCGACUUGUCCGUACAGUCGGCAAACAGCGCGCCAUGGAAAUGGCGCUGACGGGACGACCAUACACAGCUGAACAAGCAGAGAAGUGGGGUCUGAUCAAUGAGAUUGUUAAUGUGGAUGAUUGUGUUGUGGGAGGCAAGGUCGAUGAUGAUGCCGUGUCGAAGAAGGUGGUUGACCGGGCGGUGCAGGUUGCGUCGGAGAUUGCGGGGAAUAGUCCUGAUGCGGUGUUGGUUAGUCGAGAGGGGGUUAAGUUGGGAUGGGAGGGGAUUGGGGCUGAGGAGGGGACGGUGAUGUUGAAUGAGACGUGGGUGAGGCGGUUGUAUGAAGGGGAGAAUAUCAAGGAGGGGCUUAAGGCUUUUGUGGAGAAGAGGAAGCCUGAUUGGAAGGAUAGUAAGCUGUGA